AUGAGUCUAUUUGUCUCCGCAGUAUCAAAACAACUUUACACAAUUGCUUGCAAGCAAAAUUUUCUUCGAUGGACUGAGGCAAAUCGUCGUCAUCCGUUCAGAGUCACUUCUUUUUUGUCGAAUUAUACAUUGAUAUCACGAUUCUGUUCGUCUGGAUCGACAUGGGUAACAGAACCUGAGACUUCUUCUAAACUGAACUGCAAUAUUCAUAUAUUGACACCCGACGGCGCAUUACGUGUUUAUACCGGUCCAUUCGAUCGUGCGCAAAUCUGCGAAGAAUAUGGUCUCGUUCCCAGAGAUUUGCAAAAGAUCGAUACCGACUUGCAUAUCAAUGUUCCCAAGAUCGAUGUACGUAGUGGGAAAUUUAUCGGCUUCUCCUUUCGAAGACAUCGCGGCGUGAUACAGUCCGAUCGUAGCGUCUUCUUCCUACCAUCGAGUGACACACUUCUUUCCGAGCCCGUUAUAAUAAAACAUGUCGGCCGAUGGGAACAUAUUGCUCAAACGUACGAGCGAAAUAUCCGAUUUGUUCAUCAACUCUUCAAUCAACGAUUCGUCAAUCAAACAUCAACUAACUCGAAAGCAGCAUCUGUGGAUAAAAUCCCUUUCGAAUUUAAAAUGAUCGAUAUUAUCUUAGACUCGGUAGCGAAUGGUUUAAAAUUAAAGACACAAGAACUACUCAAGGAAUAUGAACAUGUCCAGGAAAGUGCUUAUGCUCGCAUCACCGUCGUUAGUUUACGGCAACUCGCCCUAUUAAAAACUAAAGUGGACAAGCACAAACGAAACGGUGAUCUCGCUCACAAAUCCAUCGCUGACGUCCUCGCCCAGGACAUCGAUCUAGCCGGAAUGUAUCUAACUGAUGAGCGUGAAAGAAAGAUUUCUGAUCACAUUGAAGCUGAACUUUUACUUGAAUCCUCCGCUAAGGAAAUGGCAGAAGUUCUUCGAGAUAUUUAUGACCUUGCAGAUAUGGUUCGAACACUCGAAAGUGCUACGGGAUUUAUGCUUGACGCAGUCAGAAACGAUCUGAUGGCAUUCGAAAUUAGAAUUAAUAUUGUCACAAUGGCAUUCGGACUUGGUGCAUUUAUCGUCGGAAUCUAUGGAAUGAAUUUUACCAAUGGAUUUGAACAACAUCCCUAUGCAUUCUACGUCGUAUGUGGGAGUUCAAUGGUUAU
Messenger RNA from Didymodactylos carnosus, 1169 nucleotides. NCBI's taxonomy places the organism in Eukaryota, Metazoa, Rotifera, Eurotatoria, Philodinida, Philodinidae. The record is from the annotation of a GenBank genome assembly.